Molecule: messenger RNA, 1661 nt
Organism: Pseudocercospora fijiensis CIRAD86
Lineage: Eukaryota; Fungi; Ascomycota; Dothideomycetes; Mycosphaerellales; Mycosphaerellaceae
Exons: 3
Coding region: 1-1518 (505 amino acids)
Biological process (GO): arachidonate metabolic process
Cellular component (GO): membrane
Source: RefSeq, a predicted model, not a curated record
AUGGAGGCGAGCGUUGGUACACUGUCUGCUCCGGAUGGCUCGCAGACUCGCAGCUCAAGCCGAGCACCAAGUGCACCACGAAGAGAAGAGACAAGCGACUCAGAGAAAGCAGGGAGAGUCUGGGCGCGAACGGUGAAGGAUCCAUGGGAUCCUUGCAUCCUGACCUUGGACGGCGGAGGCAUUCGCGGCUACAGCAGUCUACUCAUCCUGAAAGAGCUGAUGCAUGAGGUGUGGGAAUGGGAGAAGUAUUACGACGAACAUUCAACAGAUGAACGCACGGCGGACCUUUCAACUCGAAUCGCCGCAAGCGAGGAAGAACUUCUUCCUUGCCACUAUUUCGACUUCAUGUAUGGAACGUCUACCGGCGGUCUCAUUGCCACUAUUCUCGGCAGACUGCGCAUGACUGUGACGGAAGGUCUGGAGCUUUACAGGAAAGUCGGAGACGAUCUGUUUGGGAGAAGACGAAGCAGAGUGCCUUUGAUGACAAAGUAUUACCACGAGCCCCUUGAGAAAGCCGUUCGUGAGAUCGUGAGCAGUCGCUGUCACGAGCAUGAAAACUGCGACGGGAACGAUCUUCAUCCGUGGGAAGCAGAUCGCUUCGACGAACUUCUUGCCAAGCCAAUACCAUUCGACGUUGACCAGCCGCGAGUCUGCCAGUCAUGCUGCUUGACCGCAACGCAUAACGAAAACAUCUCUGAGGCUUACCUGUUGAGAUCUUAUCCGCAUUACUAUUCUGAGAGCGCGCCUAAUUGGAUCACAAGAUACAAUGAAGGUGCGGAUGCGAUUCCGAUCUGGCAAGUGACUCGAGCGACUACUGCAGCACCGUUCUACUUCGAAAUGCUUGGGGCCAUGGUCAACAACGAGUUGAAGUCCUUCAAAGACGGCGGCAUUCGCGAGAACAAUCCAAGCGGUGCAGCCCUGAGCGAAUUCCAUGCUCUCUACGAAGGCCGAGCAAGUGAUCCAGCAUUGAUGCUUAGCAUCGGCACCGGACGUCCCAAUCAGUCUCACGAUGGUUUUGCCGCGGCGUGGCCAUCAUCCUUUGGACGCCUGGCGAUCGUCAGCAAAUUCCUAGAAAAGCGUGCCGUAAUCCAGAAUCUGUUGAUCAAGUACACGGAAGGUGAAAAGCAACACAAACAGAUGCGCGAGCACGCUCAUGGCGAGCACACAUGGUACAAACGCUUGAAUGUUUCCGAGGGGCUUGAGAGCAUGCCGCUCGAUCUUUGGGAGAAGGGGGACUGGACUGAUCCUAAGACCGGCGAGACGAAGUCGAAUAUCCCAGGAGGUGCAAGUCUUACGCGUAUGGAAGAGGCAACUGAGGAGUAUCUGGAGCGACCAUUCAAUCCCGACAUUGACUCGUAUGCGCCACCCAAGACGAUGCUUAGGCAGGCUGCGCAGAAAUUGGUGCUCCAGCGCCGGAAAAGAGCUGAAGAAGGCGGCGAAAGAUGGGACACUUUCAUUGGAAAGCACUUGCAUAGACCAAAGAGUGUACCACUGAAAUCGAACGGGCAGGCUGGCUGAAGAUUUGGUGCAUUUAUUUACGCACGCAGUCCACGGUCGAUCGUGUAGCUCGCUGCCCACCAGCAAGGCAGCAAAUUCGUCUCAGUCUGGGAUACAAGAACAACCAAAAAGACUCGACAGAAGAUUUGGCGCAUUUUCCUAUU